This is a messenger RNA of Cladocopium goreaui, 3852 nucleotides long. NCBI's taxonomy places the organism in Eukaryota, Dinophyceae, Suessiales, Symbiodiniaceae. The record is from the annotation of a GenBank genome assembly.
AUGGCUUCAGAAGGCAGUGGUGGUGGAAAGCCGUUCUGGAGUGACUAUGAGGACACGGUGGAUCGAGACGGCAUUCCCCACUACACCGGAGCAUCACCAGCUCUGAUGAAGGAGUACACCAGGCGAGUGAAGUUCGCUUUCCAUGGCUUGGAGGGCGAGGGAAAAGACGAAGAAGCUGAAGCAGCUGACCUUUUGAAGAAGCAGAUGAGGUUCGGCCGCCGCCUGAUAGAUGCUCUUCAUGGAGAAGCAUGGCGUGCUGUGGAGCACCUGGUGAUGCAGCCGGAGAAGUUGAAGAAGAAGGACGGCUAUGAGGAGGUCCUCAACGCCUUGGGAUCAAUUGAGAAAGAAGGCGUGAUCCGCAAGACAGAGGCCUUCGACAAGUUCUUCGAAUCAACUCGCCGAGCUCGCAGUGAAGCAAUUGAUGCCUACUUGCGCAGCAAGAACCAGGCCUGGAGGGAUCUAUGUGACUUGGAUGAGACGUCAGCGAUGUCAAAAGACCUGCUGUCCUACUUCGUGCUCAAAGGCUGCAACCUGAGCCGUGAAGACCGCAGAUCGAUCUUGCUGGCCAACAAGUCCACCUAUGACCAGGCCGGGAUCGAGCAGUCGCUUCGGGUGAGCUUCCAUGAUCUUCAUGAACGUGAGAAGCAAUCUGGAUGGCGAGAUGAUCGCAAGAAGCCCAUGAAGAAGCGAUACUAUGCCAAUGAGGUCCACGAUGGAGAGUCUCCGGAUGAGGACGACGUGAUGAUGGUCUACUACCACAACGACUCUGAGUAUGACGAAGAGGACCUGGCGGAAGAGGCCUACUACCAUGGUGAAGAUGAUGAUGCCGCCUAUGUGACCAUGGAGAAGGGCCGACAAGCCUACAAAGAUGCCCGGAAGAAGCUUCGGGAUGUGCAGAAGAGCCGUGGCUUCUACCAGAAUGGCAAUUGGAGCAGCCGAGACCAGGCCAAGGAGAAGGAGAAGAGCAGGUCGCGCUGUGCGGCUUGUGGCCACAUUGGCCAUUGGGCAGGUGACAGCGUAUGUCCAAAGUCAUCUGCAGGAGUUGGUCCGAAGAAGGGCAAGGGCAGAGGCAAGAGUCAAUCGAAAGGCAAGAAGAAGUCCAAAGGUGGAGCCUAUGCUGCAGCACCGUGCCCCAUGCUGUUUUCCUUGGAGGAUCCGGAUGAUGGAUUUCAAGAUGAAGAAGGACACAGCUUCAUGGUGCACACUGGUCCCAACGAUGACGUUGAUGCCAAUGACAUGCAGCAGGAUGAGGGCCACACCUUCACUGAUGACCGCCCCAAAGUCUCAGCUGGAUCCUCCUCAGCUGACUGGGAGACCGUGACUGAGCCGCCCAUGCCUGGAUCUGACCGACCUGCUGGCUCACGCCCUUUUGAGGUCUUGGCACCUGAUGGUCCUUGGGAGUCAUCGACCAAGCAAGGUCGCUUUGUGGAGGAAACCCAGGAGGUUAUCAAGCCGACCAUGCUGGCCAAGAUCGAAGUGAGGGAAGUCAGCUCUUUCGCAGAGGUUCGCCCUAGCAACAUGGAGCAGAUGAAGGCCUACCAGUUGCAAGGUCUCUGUGAGAAAUGGGGCAUCCAGACGGGUGGUGCCAAGAAGGAUUUGCUGAUGAGGAAGAGCCAUCGACUUAUGGAUCUAUGGCUGGAUCUGCACCGGCGACACCACUUCGUCCUGAACCUGGCGGACCACGGCCGUGUCCCCAACGAGGCUAUCAUGGAGUUGCUGAGUCGCCUGGGGUGCCACCGAUGCCAAAAGGUGGGCAGAAUCGAUCGCCGUCAAUGGGCUCUUCGUCUAAGGCGCUUGGGGCGUCGGCAAAAGCAUCAGGGCUGCGCCCAAUUCUGGCGAUGGAUCUGGAGAUUGGCAAGCCUUUGUAUGGCCUGCAGUGUUGUAACUGCGGUGCGCCUAUGGUUGCAAGACAGACCCGAGGAGAUGGCAGCCUUUUCUUCUCGUGUGCUCAAUGGCCGAACUCGAGAUGCAGCUUCACCAGACCGCUGCAAGAUGGGCUGGACAUCAUCAAUGGCAGAAUCCCUGAUGUCCGCCACCCGAGAAGCCCUGCUCGCAGCUUGGCGGGCAACUGAGAAGUCAAGAAAGCUGCUGGCAGUCAGCGCAUUUUGCGCCUACAUGACUGCAGAGGAGAAUUCAACGGAGCAUGAACCUUGCGAACUGUUGCAUGCCGACCAUGAUGGGUCGACCUUUGAAAUGGUGGCGAAGACACACCAUGAAUUAGAAGAUGGCAAUGGUGGAGGUGAAGGCCGAAUGGCUUUGGUCGACACAGCUUGCACGAGCUGUAUGCAUUCAAAGGCUUGGAGGAUUGCAUACUCCAAGGCACUGCCUGAGGGGUACCAGUGCGAGAAAACCGAGCGCACCAAGCUCUUCCAUUUUGCAGAUGGCUCCAACACUGGGAGCACCAUUCACCUGUGGAGAAUUCCAUUGUUCAUGGGUGAUCGUCCAGAAUCGUCCAGAGCUGAGGUUGAAACGGGCACCACUCCUUUGCUUCUCUCUAUUCCUGCCUUGAUAGCCCUGGAUGCUGUGAUUCACAUGCGGGAGAAGCGCAUCAACCUGAGGUCUCUUGGAGUGGAACUGCCGUUGAGAGAAACUAGAACCAAGCACCUGGCCAUGAUGGUUAGCUACAACCCCUGUUUGGGCAUUGCCAAAGAUGUGGAAGGGUCCCCCAAAGCAACUUCCAUCAAUCAAGACCUUUUUGUUUACUACAGCGAGGAGGCAAGUCUUCCAGUUUUGACUGAUGAGCCAAUGGUUGAAGUCCCGGUGAGCGAGGACUAUGCGGCAGACUGCUCACCGCCUCAGUUGGGGCAAGGGGCAUUCGAAAAGAUGACGACAUGGGCAGCUUUGAGCAAGCACUACUCCUUGGCGGAGCAGGCGGCAACUAAGGGCUUUAGCACUACUGUUUUGUUUGAGCCUUUUGGAGGCCACUUUGGAGUGACGAGGACUGCCUCAAGGGAGUUCAAUUGGACGAACUCUCAACCAUUGGAUCGGCUGGAUGGCUAUGACCUUUUAUCACCUGCCGGUGAGGAGCUUCUUUUUCGAGUGCUGGACGAGCACGACCCUGUUUGUGUGCUCAUUGCGUUUGACUGCAGGCUCUGGUCUUUGCUCAACAACGUAUGUCCUGGAGGUGAUUGGGAACAUCUUCGCAAGACCAUUGGCCUGAAGACUCUGCGUUUGGUGAAACGCAUUUGUGAGCACCAAUGGAAAAGAGGCCGAUACUUUGUGGUGGAGAACCCCGCGACCAGCGUGGCUUGGAGAUACCACAGAAUCCUCACUCAGAUUUUGGAGAAGUUUGAUGGAAAGUAUGUGAUCUGCGAUCAAUGCAGGUAUGGUCAACGAGAUUCGGAAAGUGGAAAGCUGAUCCGCAAACCAACUGGCUGGCUUUCCAAUUCUGCUGCAUGCUACCCACCAGCUCUAUGUCGAGCUAUUUGCAAAGGUCUGUUACAGACCAUGGAGCUGGACUAUGCCGGUCUUAGUGCUCAGGGUGAUUUGGCUUACGCCAACCUUUCAGAAUCCGAUGCCGAGGGAGAGAACAUGGAGGGUGAAGAGCCCAUGGAUGGUGACUAUUGGAUCAUCGAAGGCAAUGAGGUGAUCCGAGUUCAUGUGAUUCCACAGAGGCAUUUGUUUGUCCCUUUGGCCACCACCGGGGUUCCUGUUCCUGUGAAAUCCCUAGCAGAAGCGAGGUCGACAGAGGCCCACUUUGUCAAUGGUGAUCCUCCUGAGUAUGUGAUGGAUGACUGGACGCAGGCCAGUGAGGCCCAUGCUGAACUUCCAAGUCUAUGGGUUGGCCGCACCAGCUUCAUCUUUGCCUUGCCGACACAGCCUGAAGAGCAACCAGCUCAAGCUUGGCGCUGA